GCCGUGGCGACGCUGAAGAUGGCUGCCGCUCAGCAUGGACUGGACAUCUCCGGAGGCACCAUUCGACGCACAUCCUCUCGCUUCUGCCUGGGUGUCGAGCAUGGCGACUACAAUGGAACGGAGCUCUUUGGCGUUGGGACCGAUCGCUUUAUCUGGUUAGCUUUCAAGCCGAACAACUCGGGGAAGAUUCGGAUUUACAGCCAGAACUUCCCCGAUGCUGGUGUCGUGGAGUUCACACCGGGCAAGGUCCCGGCACCGAAGUCUCCGGAGAUCUCGGAGACGUGGGCAAGGUUUCCUUACGGCGUGGAGCAUGUCCUGCGCAAGCACGGCAUUGAUACAGCCUGUGGCUUCGAUGCUGUGUUGGUGGGCAACAUUCCAGGUGGCGGAAUGUCCCGCUCUGCAUCACUUGUUAUUAACCUCAUGCUGACAAUGCUAGAGGUGAACAAGAAGAGCUUGCCAGAAGGAGACUUCCGAGUGGUCACCAUGGCGCAGCAGGUGGAAAAUGAUUACAUCGGAACGCCCUGUGGCAACCUGGACCAGAUCAUGAUCUACUAUGCCAAGACGGGCAUGGGCACACGCUACGACCCAAAGACGAAGCAGGUGUCCUACGUGCCGCUCGGCGUGGACACCAACGAGUUCAGAAUCGCUGCUCUAGACACUGGUACCGUCCGCCAUGGUUUGGAGAAGACCACCUACGCUGUGCGGGUGAAGGAGUGCCGGGACUUCGUGGCGCUUCUUCAAAAGAAGGGUUACAAGAUCCAGAGCCUUGGGGACGUGAAGGAUCGGGCCACUUACGACAAGAUUGUCGCCGAGUUUGGAUCGUCUCAUCCGGAUCACUGCCUUCGGCUGGAGUACCUUUUCUUUGCGCAGGAGCGUUUCGAAGCGAUGGUGCAAGCCUGGGCGGCAGGCAACAUCGACGAGGUCGGCGCGACCUUUCGGCGUGAUGGCAUUGGCCUUCGCGAUGAGUAUCAGAUCUCUGGGCCUGAACUGGAGACGAUGGUCAACAUCGCGCGCACCGUCCCCGGCGUGAUUGGCGAGCGCAUGCUCGGGGGUGGCGACAAG
Molecule: messenger RNA, 1062 nt
Organism: Symbiodinium sp. CCMP2456
Lineage: Eukaryota; Dinophyceae; Suessiales; Symbiodiniaceae
Source: the annotation of a GenBank genome assembly